AUGUUGGAUCUAGAAGUAGUUCCGGAACGGUCUCUAGGCUGUGAUAACUGGGAGUUUAUUCUCGGUAUGCAUUUUUCCCAAGCAGUCGCCAUAAUCCAAUCACAGGUUGGGGUCAUUAAAGGGGUGCAGGUUCUGUACUCCGAUACGACUCCACUUAACGUGGAUAUUGUUAUUAAUCUGCCUCAGGAUGGCAUUCGCCUUAUUUUCGAUCCUGUGCAGCAACGCCUCAAGGCGAUCGAGGUGUUCAACAUGAAGCUAGUUAAACUGAAAUACUACGGACUACCGUUUAACUCGCCCGAAGUGGUGCCUUCCAUCGAAGAAAUUGAGCACUCGUUCGGAGCCACUCAUCCCGGAGUCUACGAUGCUUCCAAGCAGUUAUUUGCUCUGCAUUUCCGCGGCUUGAGCUUUUACUUUCCCGUUGACAGUAAACUGCAACCGGGAUAUGCCCACGGCUUAGGAUCGCUUCAUUUCCCCAGUGGAGCUUCUCCGAUAGUUUCCAAAAUGGCAAUUUACUGCGGGGGCAGCGUGACCGAGAGCCGGCCUCCGCCACUUCCGUUGUCCUGCUACAAUCAGCAACUGUACUUGGAAUCUGCAACGGUCCUGCGAAACUGUGCUGGUACCCGUGGCUUGAGACUACAGCUGUAUACGGAAGGAUCACCACGCGCUUUGGAGCCCAGGAAGCAAUGCUUAACGCGUGAAGUCAUCUUCGGAGACAGCUGCCAAGACGUGGUCAGCAAUUUGGGGGCUCCUUCCAG
This is a messenger RNA of Uranotaenia lowii, 755 nucleotides long. RefSeq names its product PHAF1 protein CG7083-like. The transcript has 3 exons. The record is from RefSeq and is a predicted model, not a curated record. The annotation marks the transcript as partial. NCBI's taxonomy places the organism in Eukaryota, Metazoa, Arthropoda, Insecta, Diptera, Culicidae. Gene Ontology annotation, cellular component: trans-Golgi network. Gene Ontology annotation, biological process: Golgi to plasma membrane protein transport.